Callorhinchus milii (elephant shark) is the source of this 2057-nucleotide messenger RNA. RefSeq names its product POU class 2 homeobox 3 (gene pou2f3). Bases 22 to 1440 code for a protein of 472 amino acids. The record is from RefSeq and is a predicted model, not a curated record. The transcript has 13 exons. Gene Ontology annotation, biological process: regulation of transcription by RNA polymerase II. Lineage: Eukaryota; Metazoa; Chordata; Chondrichthyes; Chimaeriformes; Callorhinchidae. Gene Ontology annotation, cellular component: nucleus. Gene Ontology annotation, molecular function: DNA-binding transcription factor activity, RNA polymerase II-specific; RNA polymerase II cis-regulatory region sequence-specific DNA binding.
CGUCCUGUUUAGGGUGAGCUGAUGUUCUCUGUGAGACUCCUGGCUGCUGUGAACCAUUGCGAGUUCUAUUCUGCGAGGAGUCACCUGAUAGACAGUGAUUCACCGAGGGAUGCUUCAUGUAUUAUCCCAGGCAGCAGGCUGGCCAGAUUAUUAAAAUCAGCUGUUUUCUUUACCACCAUUAACAUGAGCGUUGAGACGGGGAAACUGUCAGAAGGCAGAUCAGUGUUCACCCAGCCAGAGGGACAAGGUGCUGACGGAAUUGAAACAGAUUUCAAUCGACAGAUCAAAACCGAGGACCUGAGUGAUUCUCUGCCAACAGGGCCGCCUCAGGUCGGGAGCUGCCGAGCUCCUACCACCUCUCCCAUCGUCUCAGGGGACCUGCAGCCACUACACACCCUGCAGCAGCUGGUGUUAGUGCAGGGGCACCAUCUCCAGGCAACAUCACCAUUUCUCCUGCCACAGGCACAGCACACUCCGCAAGUUUUGUUGCAGUCUCCGAAUCUCAUCCCAUUGCCUCAGCCCAGCCUCCUGCAGCCUCAGCCCAGCCUCCUGCAGCCUCAGCCCAGCCUCGGGCUCUCCUCACAGGCACUGAUUCGCCCCAGCCUUGGGAUCUCCUCUCUUGAGGGUCACUUGGAGUCGCCUCCUACCCACCAGCUCUCCAAACACUUUCCAUCCCGACAGCAGGAGGAGCCCAGUGAUCUGGAAGAACUGGAACAGUUUGCAAAGACGUUCAAACAACGACGGAUUAAACUGGGAUUCACUCAGGGUGACGUGGGGUUGGCGAUGGGGAAGCUCUAUGGAAAUGAUUUUAGUCAAACAACUAUCUCGCGUUUUGAAGCCCUGAAUCUCAGCUUCAAGAACAUGUGCAAACUGAAGCCCCUCCUGGAGAAGUGGCUGAACGAUGCAGAGACAGUUCCCACGGACUCGGCCAUGACCAACAUGCCCCCCGUGGCCCCCUCGCUGAUUGGUCUGGAGGGGCUGGGACGGAAGAGGAAAAAGAGAACGAGCAUCGAAACCAACAUCCGCCUGACGCUGGAGAAACGUUUCCAGGAGAAUUCCAAGCCGAGCUCGGAGGAGAUUGCGAUGAUUGCCGAGCAGUUGGCAAUGGAGAAGGAGGUGGUGCGCGUGUGGUUCUGUAACCGGCGGCAGAAGGAGAAGAGGAUAAACUUCCCCGUCACAGCGGCCCUCAAACCUCCCCUGUACAACUCCCGCCUGGUUUCUGCCCCGACCUCCCUGGGAUUGGCCGCCAGUCAGCUCCACAGCAACAUGAGUCUGACAGGCUCUUCCUCACCUGGAGUCUCCUCCAGCUCCGGCCGACCCUCUCCACCAAUCACAUUGUCCUCCAGCAGCUUAAACACAUCACAAAGCAGCCAGUCAUCAGGUCUGAACUCUACCCCCAGCUCAAGGUUCUGGUGGAACUCGCCUCCCUACCUGCACUGAUCUCCCAGCUCCCGGCUCAAUACUCUGAUGAGGUUUUUUUUCUUCAGUUGCUCACCAACCCCACACUCAGCACCUGGUGCACAUGGAAUCCACUACUACCAAAGAAUUUUACGAGAAUGAGAUUGACUGUCCAGGGCUUUGGGACUUCCUCCCAAUGUGAAAGGUUCUAUACAAAUGUAAUUUGUUGUUGUUGUUGACUAUAUUGGCAACAUUUCCAUUGAUUCGAGGGGUUGUGGGUCACAGGUGAAGUUGUGGUUUCCUGGAGUGAAUUCUGAAUGUUGUGCCUUAUUAAAAAUUCAUUCCAGAAUUAUGUAAAAAAAGUCUUUAUUAAAGAUUUUAAUGUUUUUUUUGCAGUUUUCUUCUUUAAUGGUUAAUUUAUUCUGUCCACCAGGCUUUUGUAAGUGAUACGUAAUGUUCUAAAUUGCUGCCUAUUUAUGGAGACUUGUCUCAUUUCCAGCUGAUAUUUUGUGUUGUUAAUGUAACAGUAAUAAUAAUAAUGUCUACACUGAAGGCUUGGUGUGGCAGCUACAAGGAACCAGACACUUGCUGCAAAUUUACAGAAAAGGUUUUUAUUAAAAGUCAAUAAAAAUAAAAUUUAUUCCAAACAUCACUUUGAA